Epithele typhae is the source of this 1218-nucleotide messenger RNA. RefSeq lists its product as uncharacterized. Bases 1 to 1218 code for a protein of 405 amino acids. Lineage: Eukaryota; Fungi; Basidiomycota; Agaricomycetes; Polyporales; Epitheliaceae. The transcript is spliced from 6 exons. The record is from RefSeq and is a predicted model, not a curated record.
AUGGGGCUCAACGGUUGGGCUUAUCCUCGCCGCACUCCGUACGGCACGCUUCUCCCCGUGUUCCUCUUCGACAACCGCGACCCAAAAUCAAGACCUUUCGCGGUCUCGGGGCGCGUGCUCAUGGACCGUGCAGCUCGCGCUCUUCUUCAGAAAAAGGCUGCGAUUACCUACUCGCUCGACUUCCCGAUCGACGUUGAUGUGGACAUGCCCCCCGCGCUGGGCAUGCCCAUCGCCUCAUGUCUGUCGCAUCCGACAGUAGACGGAUACGCCGAGCCCAAGUUGGUCUACUCCCCGCCCAUCCUCCCACUUACUGCGACGCUCGGGCGUGAACCACCCUAUCCUCGACGCCGUGUGCAACUCGCCCUUCCGCUAGCUCCCCGUCGGCCAUUACCUCACCAUCGUGCGCGACAAGCUCGAGAUCUGGCCGAAGGGAAACGGGCUCGCCCGCCCGAUAGCUGCGUCACGAAGAUUCUUGUCACGCUCCUCGUCAACACGGAGGGGCGCGAGGAGAAGUUUCACGGGCGCGGCGGGAAGGGCGCGAACCUGGAGUGGACCGCGCUCAUCGCCGGCUGCGAGUACAAGGUGCAGCCGGUGCGUGCGGUCGCUCGCCCCACGCUCGCCUACGCCAUCCACCUUAAGAGCUUCGGCACCGCGGGGAUCCACCCCGACACGCUCAUCACGCCGAGCGGGCAGUUCUUCUACCUGCUCUCCCCGGUGCUCAACAUGUCGCGCAGGCGCAAGAUCGCUUUCUACCCCACUGCCGACUACGACGUCAACCCGGGAGAGGUCGUCGCGGAAUCGCUGGUGCCCGGCGGCGGCGAAUCGAUACUGUACCAGGUGCUGAAGAUGUACAAGCUCAUGCCAGAGCUACACUGGACCGCGGGCAGGCAUAUCUGGCCUGUGGACCAGGCAGUGGAGAGGACGCACGAGAACGCGGAGCUCAAGGGACGCUGCCACCCGCCACCGAGGACGUUCCCGUCAUCGCCCCCAUCUCCUGGCGCCGUCCGUCCACGCCUGUGGGCAUCGUCAUCCGCAUCGCGGACGACCGCCGACUGCAAUGAGGAGGACUGCGCCACUGGCGAGCGCGUGUUCCGGCGGGCUGGCGGCCUCGUGGUGGAAAUGAGGCGGGCGGAAGUGGUACUGGCGCUCGAUACGCCUGAAUCGCGGCCGCGGAGCGAGGCCAUCCCUCGUCGGUGCGCAGCGACAGCCUUUUGGUGA